AAUUAAUGGCACCGUCGCAACAGAGUUGAGAUGUGGCAACAGCGACAUUGUUGUGACUUAGAAUGGCGCGUAAAGUUGUCUGCUGGUGGUGAUCAGUUUACGUUCUGUUUACAAGAAAAUAAAGCAGCAGACAGCUUGGCCAUCAUGAGUGAGUUUAAGAUUCAUCACCAUGUUAGUGAACUGUUUGCUCUUCUUGGAAUCAGAGCAGAUGCUGCUGAGAGAUAUACAGAAACUUUAAGUGAAUCUGUUGAGCGGUUCAUCAACACACAAGUGUCAGCAUCAAGUGCAGUGAGGAUCCUGGCUGAGAAUGCCCCUAAUCCACAAGCUUUCCUUAAUAAAUAUGACGAACUCAAGAGCCGCAACGUUCGAGACUUGGACCCAUUGGUAGUGUUCCUGAGUGGUCUGGUGGAGGACGAAACUGUUAGAAAAGCAGUAGAAGGCAGCUCCAAGUUGAGACUACAGGAAGAGGGCAUGACACUCACCACCGUCCCCUCAAUUGUCUCCGAUAUUGAACAUGCUGCUGAGACAAAACUCUCCAAAGAUCAGCUCAAUGAGCUCCGAGAUCGAUUGCUGAGGGAAUCCCAGGUCAUGCACGCCCCUAGUGAAGCUCUGCGCAGUGUGGAAAGAGGCGAGAAGAGAACUGUGCGUCUGGGACCUCCAACACCAACUUGGCUAGACAACAGACCUUAUCUUUCACUAGAUUUUGUCAAGUUGGAGCAUCGGCAAGCGAUAGGGGCACUGGGAGAUGUAGCAUCAACAUCACAGGAGCACCAGCUGAUUGAAGAUGUGUUGAGUGUGAUGAUGGGGGUUGAAGGAAUGUACAUCACAGUACAACCACCAGCCAAGCAUUAUGAUGCCCCAGAGUUCACAGUUGAUCCUUCUGUAGAACCUUCUCUGAGUACACUGGUGAGUCGCAUUUUGCCUUUGUGUGGUUACUACUCUCAGCUUAUAAGAUUUGUGGAAAACAAGAGCUGUUAUCAUCACGGCCUGGUGAAUCAGGCUCUGUCUGCAGCUAUAACCAACCUCAUCAAAGAUUAUAUGCUGCUGGUAACACAGCUGGAGGAGCAGCACCAGCACUGGGCCCUCACUCUACACAAGCUUUAUUUCUAUGUGGAGAAGACUAUGGCUGUCAUGGAUAUGCUGGCUUGUGUUACCAGAGUCAUUAGUAAGUCUGAGGCUCACGGAGGUGCAGUUCUAAGCAUCCUACAUGACCGCACUGUCAGUCUCACAGGGUGCGGACAACUGCAGCAUGUUAUGGUGUUUCUGACACAAUCUGCAGCUGUCCCGUACAUGAACAUGCUGGCCAAGUGGCUCUACAGAGGGAUCAUAAAUGAUCCUUAUAAUGAGUUCAUGGUUGUGGAUAGAGAGAGCGGUAACGAAGAGAACGAGGAUGAGGAUCUGGCUGACGAUUACUGGGAGAAGCGGUACUCAACUAUCCCUCACAACAUUCCCACAUUCCUCCAGGCACAUGCUAACGUCAUCCUUCGUACUGGCAAAUACCUUAAUGUUAUCAGACAGUCUGACCGUAGUGUGGUGUGCCCCGACCAAGAGGAACUUGUAUACAGUGUGCGUGGUUGUUCGUACGCUGAGGUAAUAGAGCGAACAUACAACUUUGCCUCCAAGAGACUGCUGGAGUUGUUAAUGAAGGAAAAGGACCUCAUGGGCAGAUUAAGAUCAGUGAAGCAUUAUUUCUUACUUGACCAAGGAGAUUUUGUGGUCCAACUUAUGAGCUUAUGUGAGGAUGAACUGAGUAAAAACAUUGAUGAUGUUGUGCCCACAAGACUAGAAUCCUUGCUGGAGUUGGCACUGAGAACAUCAACAGCCAAUUAUGACCUGUACAAAGAUGACAUUGAGUGUGACCUUCAGCCCAUAACCCUCAUGAACCAAAUGCUGAGGAUUCUAAGCAUUGAAACGGAGGACGAGCGGGACUAUUACCCACAAGAUGAGCGGCUGCAGUUGACUGGCCUUCAAGGGUUCUCACUUGGCUAUCGAGUAACGUGGCCAGUGUCGUUGGUGCUGGACCGUAAAACUAUAGCUUGUUACCAGAUGAUCUUCAGACAUCUCUUUUACUGCAAACAUGUUGAGAAAUUACUCUGCAGAGUGUGGGUCAGUAAUAAGGUGGCCAAGAGCUUCCCACUGUCAGCCUCCCGCACCUACACUGCAGCUUUUGCUCUGAGGCAGCGGAUGCUCAACUUCAUUCAAAAUAUUGAGUACUAUAUGAUGUUUGAGGUGAUAGAGCGCAACUGGCAGACUUUCAUAAAUAAAAUGCAGAAGGUGGAGAAUGUAGACGAAGUUUUAGCAUUCCAUAAUGACUUCCUGAGUGGUUGCCUGAAGGAUUGUAUGCUCACCUCACCAGAGCUCCUCCGCAUGAUAUCCAAACUCACCUCAAUAUGUGUCAGCUUUGCCAAUUUUAUAGAGAGAAUGAGAAAGUACUACUUGGAGGCAGAACUAUGGAUGUCUGAUGAAAGAAGAGACUCGAUAGAUCGUGAGGAGUCCCCUGAGCCGGCAGCUACAACCCACGAAGACAGCCAGAGCUUUGAGCAAACAAUAUCAAGGUUUGAGCUGCAGUUCUCAGGCAUGAUCUACACACUCAUGGAAAGAAUCUCAGAGAUGGGUCGGGACAACUACAAUGAUGCUCUGGUCAACGUGAUCUACAGAUUGGACUUCAACAUGUACUAUGCCAAGAAGCAUGAGCAUCUCAGGAUGGCCACAUCUCCUGAAGCAUCACUUGAAUAUAACAGUGGACCUGUGUCUGCUGAAUAUGACAGCCAGCACACCUAGCUUUAUAUUUAUCCAUAACUCGCAUCAUUAUUGGAUAUUUUAAAAUACUUGCAGCUUAUGUCAUAAUUUGAAAUACUACCGGCACAAGGGGAUCAUUAUGGUUCAGAAACAACAUACUGUACUGCACUUGAACUUAUGAAGCCUGGGACAUUCAUAGAGUGAGGUAUAGGUUAGAAGAGUAAAGAAUAUAUCAAAUUUCAUAUUUAAGAUCAAGAUCAAGCUUAUUAUUCUUUUCUGGGAAGUACCAAUGCAUUUGAUGAAACGUGGGUUGUGUGUCUGCCAGGAGAAGCUAGUUUAUCUUCAUUAAUAGUUUGUAUCACACAUCCUAGAAUAUUGGUUAGUUAAUAAUUGUGUUGUUUGAUUUGAGUUUUCAAAAUAAAAGUGGGUACAAAGUAUUUUGCAGGCACAGAAGGUUAAUAUUUGGUUUAAAUGUUAGAUGGGAUUUUUCAGUAAUAUGAAAGAUGUAAAAGAAAUUGUACAACAGAUGGAAAGGCUCCUGGAUGUUUCAACACUGGAGAGGUUCUGUUCAGCCAAUAAAAGUUGCCAAAUUAA
Homarus americanus (American lobster) is the source of this 3333-nucleotide messenger RNA. Its product is annotated as gamma-tubulin complex component 2-like. The record is from RefSeq and is a predicted model, not a curated record. The transcript has 18 exons. The coding region runs from base 31 to 2781 and encodes 916 amino acids. Gene Ontology annotation, cellular component: equatorial microtubule organizing center; spindle pole; gamma-tubulin small complex. Gene Ontology annotation, molecular function: gamma-tubulin binding; microtubule minus-end binding. Gene Ontology annotation, biological process: microtubule nucleation; cytoplasmic microtubule organization; meiotic cell cycle. NCBI's taxonomy places the organism in Eukaryota, Metazoa, Arthropoda, Malacostraca, Decapoda, Nephropidae.